Messenger RNA from Besnoitia besnoiti, 687 nucleotides. RefSeq lists its product as uncharacterized. Bases 1 to 687 code for a protein of 228 amino acids. The transcript has 4 exons. The record is from RefSeq and is a predicted model, not a curated record. NCBI's taxonomy places the organism in Eukaryota, Apicomplexa, Conoidasida, Eucoccidiorida, Sarcocystidae.
AUGGAAAGCUCUCUCAGCGAGCACCUGGAGAAUGAACGAGACAGGGAGGGGAGCCACAACAGGGCUGCAUCCCCCGGUGAACACUCUGAGAUCCCUCUCUUUUUCACUUCUUCUGGAGGCACUUGUGAAGCAGGACAGACGCUGGUGGAAGUUCUCCACGCCAUAAAACAGGCCAAAGUUGCCGGCGAGGACUUGAGUGUUUUUCUCCACUUGCUCGACUCUCUUCUCCCGCCCGCGCUUCUUCAAGAAGCAGUGAACUGCAUGGAGAGAGGCGCUGUGACUGCGUACUGCUGUUCUACCUCAACCGCCGCAUUCCACCUUGUCCAUUCGACUCGCGAAAAGUCUUCAAAACGCCGCGCGACCAAUUCCAGCGGAAACGACGCUCUCCCAGGCCACAUCAUCCCGCCCUCCGGAAGCGUACUCUCCACUGAGAACGAACCUUGUCCGCCUGGAGGCUAUAUGGUUCUUCCUCGGUUCUGCUCGUGCAAGACUUUCCAGUGUGGCGUCUUGACCCAGGAAUCGGAUUUAACGUGCGUCCACGAGAUCGUUGUGCAGCUGGCGGAGGCGAUGGACUGUGUUGGUCGCCGCGUCGUGUUGGGACCAGAAGAAUUCAGCCAGCGGCUACUCGAAGCGUGUGGAGAGACCGCUCAGCUGCAGCUCCUGUAUAGCUCUCAAGAUCUGUGCUGA